Penicillium manginii is the source of this 1029-nucleotide messenger RNA. RefSeq names its product Zn(II)2Cys6 transcription factor domain-containing protein. Lineage: Eukaryota; Fungi; Ascomycota; Eurotiomycetes; Eurotiales; Aspergillaceae. The record is from RefSeq and is a predicted model, not a curated record. Gene Ontology annotation, cellular component: nucleus. Gene Ontology annotation, molecular function: DNA-binding transcription factor activity, RNA polymerase II-specific; zinc ion binding; sequence-specific DNA binding. Bases 1 to 1029 code for a protein of 342 amino acids. Gene Ontology annotation, biological process: positive regulation of transcription by RNA polymerase II. The transcript has 2 exons.
AUGACUACGGAUUCAAACACUUUUAAGUCAAAUCACACUGGACCUGAUGAGGAUCAAGCAAAGAAGCUUCGAAGAGCUUGCAAUGUCUGCCAUCGAAUGAAACUACGCUGCUCAGGAACAAGUCCCUGUACUCGCUGCAAAAAGGCGGGGUCCGAAUGUGUGUACUCCUUUGCGGCCAAGAUCGGCAAGCCUAAAGGCAGUCGAAAUAAGAAGACAUUGGAAAAAUUACAUCAAAUGAAUGAAACUAUUGAGGGGACUAAAUUUCAUCAUCCGAUCAUAUCUACUCCGGUGACCGAUCGCUCCGUUUCUCUCGAUUGCGAUUUUGAUGACGAGGAAGUAUCCGAAGACCAGGAUAACAUUUUGAACCUUGACACUUGGAUGUCCGAUCACACUUUGGUUUCCUUAUCGGAUGUGGAGUUUCCUGUCGAUAUCGAGGCUUUGAAAGAAACCGCAAUGUGGGAUAUGACAGAGAAUGCACAAACGACACAAUUAGAUGGUACAAGUCAACGGGAUACCCAAACUAGCUGCUUCUGUCUUCAGCAUCAGUUCGAAUCACUUUCCAAACUUAAAGCUCUGGAGCAAAGCUGUGGACCAGUUCAAGCGGACACAGAUUUUGCAACAACUUUGAACGCACUGACGGCUACUCAAACCGUUCUUAAUUGCGACCGGUGUCAGGAGGACUCGGAGACGAACAUGUUAGUGACAAUGGUGGUAGAUUUGGCGUUUCGCCGCCUUCAGAAUUUGACUGCCGCCAUGCCAGACGGCUUAGUGGAGCUCCGACUCAGCCUCGGAGGCAUACAGAUGGUCGAGACUGAACCAUUAUCAGCAAUGCGCAAGACAAUUGUCACAUUAGCUCGCGACCAGGUUGAGAAAGUUUUUAUUGCGAUGCGAACCCGUGUCAGUCAACUAAAUGCGCGGGCAAAGGAAACGACUCAGAAAGAUGUCGAUAAAAUGAAUGCUAUGAAGUUGCAAUUGACUUUGAUGCGCCUCGAGAUGAUGUUUACGGCCCUUCAGACGAUUCUAAAAUAG